Molecule: messenger RNA, 1006 nt
Organism: Cucumis melo (muskmelon)
Lineage: Eukaryota; Viridiplantae; Streptophyta; Magnoliopsida; Cucurbitales; Cucurbitaceae
Product: germin-like protein 5-1
Exons: 2
Coding region: 184-843 (219 amino acids)
Biological process (GO): regulation of root development; plasmodesmata-mediated intercellular transport
Cellular component (GO): cell wall; plasmodesma
Molecular function (GO): manganese ion binding
Source: RefSeq, a predicted model, not a curated record
UCCUAUCUUCUCAAAAUAAUGACAAUAAAUAAUAAUAAUACGAUCAUCAUUUAUCUAAUCAAAUUCAAUUCUUAGCUUCCAUUUAUAUAUUUAACUUCCCCACCCACCUCCCCCCACAACCCAACUGUUUCUUCAACUUUUCCCUUUUACUCUUCUCUUCUUCACCAAACCUUUUUCACAAUCAUGAAGCUGCCUCAUCAUUCCUCUGCUCUGUUUACUGCUUCUCUUGCCCUCUUCUUCUUUGUUGUCACUGCUGCCGAUCCCGAUUUGCUUCAGGACGUUUGCGUCGCCGAUCUCGCUUCAGGAAUCAAAGUAAACGGAUUCACCUGCAAAUCGAAUUUCUCAGCAGACGAUUUCUUCUUCAAUGGAUUAGCCAAAUCAGGGCUCACCAACAAUACCCUAGGAUCGCGAGUAACCGGCGCCAACGUCCAAUCAAUCCCCGGUCUGAACACACUCGGCGUCUCCCUUGCCCGAAUCGACUACGCUCCCGGCGGUCUGAACCCGCCACACACGCAUCCACGCGCCACCGAGAUCGUGUUCGUCCUGGAAGGCCAACUGGACGUCGGUUUCAUAACAACCGGUAACGUUCUUGUCUCGAAAUCGAUCAAGAAGGGAGAGAUCUUCGUUUUCCCCAAGGGAUUGGUUCAUUUCCAGAAAAACAACGGGAAGGUACCGGCGGCGGUGAUUGCGGCGUUUAAUAGCCAGUUCCCGGGUACCCAAUCGAUUGCGGCGGCGCUUUUUGCCGCAUCUCCGCCGGUGCCUGAUAAUGUGUUGACGAAGGCGUUUCAAGUUGGCACUAAGGAAGUCGAGAAGAUCAAAUCGAGGCUUGCACCGAAGAAGUAAUAAUGAAGAUUGAGAAUUGAAAUUGAAAUUGGAAGUGAAAGAUUUGUGUUUGGAAUUUGAUUACAUUUGGUUGUUCUGAUUGUAUUAUUAUUAUUUGUAUUUCUGUUUUCUUCUUUUUUCUACACUGAUUGAUUAAAUAAUAAUUGGGAUUUGGGGAUUUGUA